Messenger RNA from Lathyrus oleraceus (garden pea), 844 nucleotides. RefSeq names its product probable LRR receptor-like serine/threonine-protein kinase At1g53420. NCBI's taxonomy places the organism in Eukaryota, Viridiplantae, Streptophyta, Magnoliopsida, Fabales, Fabaceae. The record is from RefSeq and is a predicted model, not a curated record. Gene Ontology annotation, molecular function: protein binding. Bases 99 to 773 code for a protein of 224 amino acids. The transcript has 9 exons.
CUCUAUACACUAGAAGAGCUUGUUGCAGUUUUUUCCUCUAAAAUCUACUGGCUAAGAAAUAUAUUAGAAUUAACUGCUUUAUUUUGCUCAUUGUUUUUAUGGCAAAAUGUAAGUUUAGAAUUUUGAAAGGGCAAGAUCUCCCAGGCACUCUCCCGCCCGAACUCACCAGGUUGCGUUAUCUUCAAACUAUUGACCUUUCUCGUAAUUACUUGCAUGGUACAAUUCCGAAACAAUGGGGCUCCAUGAUGAAUAUUAGUAAAAUUGCCCUCCUUGGAAAUCGAUUAACUGGUUCAAUACCAGUGGAGAUUGCAAACAUAUCUACUCUCCGAGUCUUGGAAUUGUGGAACAACCAAAUGUCUGGAAAUCUUCCUCCCGAGCUUGGAAAUUUGACCCAGAUUCAAACACUAGAUAUUUCUUCCAACUAUUUUAGUGGAGAACUACCUGCGACAUUGGCCAAGCUCACUACAUUGCUAGAAUUCCGAAUUGAGGAUAACCAAUUCUCUGGAAAGAUACCUGAUUAUAUUCAGAACUGGACAAGUAUUACAAAACUAAUGAUUCAAGGAAGUGGAUUAAAGGGGCCUAUUCCUUCUGGAAUUUCACGUUUAAGAAACUUAACUGACUUGAGAAUUAGUGAUUUGGAAGGACCUGAAGAUGCACCUAUGCCACAACUUAAUAGUAUGACAAAGCUACACACUCUUGUUCUAAGGAACUGCAACAUCAGUGGAAAACUGCACGAUUAUCUUGGGACUAUGACAUCAUUAAAACACUUGUAAUUGCUUAAUUGCUGCCUUUUAUUUUACUAUAGCCAACCAUUAUAGUUUCUUUUGUAAACUUUGGUAUAUUU